This is a messenger RNA of Chelonia mydas (Green sea turtle), 6726 nucleotides long. It is a transcript of the gene CLTC, whose product is annotated as clathrin heavy chain. The transcript is spliced from 32 exons. The coding region runs from base 378 to 5405 and encodes 1675 amino acids. Gene Ontology annotation, molecular function: clathrin light chain binding; structural molecule activity. The record is from RefSeq and is a predicted model, not a curated record. Gene Ontology annotation, cellular component: clathrin-coated endocytic vesicle; clathrin complex; clathrin coat of trans-Golgi network vesicle. Gene Ontology annotation, biological process: clathrin coat assembly; mitotic cell cycle; receptor-mediated endocytosis. Lineage: Eukaryota; Metazoa; Chordata; Testudines; Cheloniidae.
GGAAAUGACGUAGCCGCACCCCGGUCGCAUGAUGUGGCAGAAAAAAAAGGCCGAGGGAGGGAAGUGUGACAAGUCCUAAAAUAGUCCCUUCCGGUAGGGGAUCCCUCCGCCGUUCCAAUUGGAUACUCCGAGUUUUGUUCACCACCGUCCUCAGGAUUCUUCCGCCCGGCCGGCGCUGUUAAUGCGGGGUCCCGGCAGGUGAGGAGGUGGCUGCUCCUUCAGAGCGUGUAUCGCUCCGCCAGCAGGGGCCGUUUCCGGAUCGAACGGCUCUCUCUCCCUUCCCGGCCCAUUCCGCCAUUGCGGUUCUGUGCCCCGGAGCCCCUGAGGAGACUCCCCGGUCCGGUCUCGGGCUGGAGCCCCCACCAGCCGCCGCCGCCAUGGCCCAAAUUCUGCCCAUCCGUUUCCAGGAGCAUCUCCAGCUCCAAAAUCUGGGGAUCAACCCAGCUAACAUUGGCUUUAGUACUCUGACUAUGGAGUCAGACAAAUUCAUCUGCAUAAGAGAGAAGGUAGGAGAACAAGCACAGGUGGUGAUCAUUGACAUGAAUGAUCCCAGCAAUCCCAUUCGCAGACCAAUUUCAGCUGACAGUGCUAUCAUGAAUCCUGCUAGCAAAGUCAUUGCACUAAAAGCUGGGAAAACGCUUCAAAUCUUUAACAUUGAAAUGAAGAGUAAAAUGAAGGCUCAUACUAUGACUGAUGAUGUUACCUUCUGGAAAUGGAUUUCUCUGAACACUGUUGCUCUUGUAACGGACAACGCAGUCUACCAUUGGAGCAUGGAGGGAGAAUCUCAGCCUGUGAAAAUGUUUGACCGACACUCUAGUCUUGCAGGUUGCCAGAUCAUCAACUAUCGUACAGAUGCUAAGCAGAAAUGGUUACUUCUGACUGGCAUAUCUGCACAGCAAAAUCGUGUUGUGGGAGCCAUGCAGCUUUAUUCUGUAGAUAGAAAAGUGUCCCAGCCUAUCGAGGGGCAUGCAGCUAGUUUUGCUCAGUUCAAGAUGGAAGGUAAUGCUGAGGAAUCAACUCUCUUCUGUUUUGCAGUAAGAGGUCAAGCUGGAGGCAAGUUGCAUAUCAUUGAAGUUGGCACACCACCAACAGGGAACCAACCAUUUCCCAAGAAAGCAGUGGAUGUCUUCUUUCCUCCUGAAGCACAGAAUGACUUUCCUGUAGCAAUGCAGAUUAGUGAAAAACAUGAUGUGGUGUUUCUGAUAACAAAAUACGGUUACAUCCAUUUGUAUGACCUUGAAACUGGCACCUGCAUCUACAUGAAUAGAAUCAGUGGAGAAACCAUAUUUGUCACUGCACCGCAUGAAGCAACCGCUGGAAUUAUAGGCGUUAACAGAAAAGGACAAGUGCUCUCAGUAUGUGUAGAGGAAGAGAACAUAAUUCCUUACAUCACUAACGUGCUGCAAAAUCCUGACCUGGCUUUGCGAAUGGCUGUCCGCAACAAUCUGGCAGGAGCGGAGGAACUCUUUGCGCGAAAAUUCAAUGCACUGUUUGCCCAGGGAAACUACUCAGAGGCAGCAAAAGUGGCAGCAAACGCACCAAAGGGAAUUCUGCGUACUCCAGACACCAUACGCCGGUUCCAGAGCGUUCAAGCACAGCCAGGUCAGACUUCUCCCUUACUCCAGUACUUUGGAAUUCUACUAGACCAAGGUCAGCUGAACAAAUAUGAAUCCUUGGAACUCUGCAGGCCAGUGCUUCAGCAGGGACGCAAACAGCUUCUGGAGAAAUGGUUAAAAGAGGAUAAGUUGGAGUGUUCAGAGGAAUUAGGAGAUCUAGUGAAGUCUGUGGACCCUACUCUGGCACUUAGUGUCUAUCUAAGAGCUAAUGUUCCUAACAAGGUCAUCCAAUGUUUUGCUGAAACAGGACAAGUCCAGAAGAUUGUUCUGUAUGCUAAGAAGGUUGGGUAUACUCCAGAUUGGAUUUUCCUGCUGAGGAAUGUAAUGCGAAUCAGCCCUGACCAAGGACAGCAGUUUGCUCAAAUGCUAGUUCAGGAUGAAGAACCUCUUGCAGAUAUCACACAAAUAGUGGAUGUGUUUAUGGAGUACAACCUAAUUCAGCAGUGUACUGCCUUCUUGCUGGAUGCAUUGAAGAAUAACCGCCCUUCUGAGGGUCCCCUGCAAACACGUUUACUCGAGAUGAAUCUCAUGCAUGCACCUCAGGUUGCAGAUGCUAUCUUGGGAAACCAGAUGUUUACUCACUAUGACCGGGCUCACAUUGCACAGCUGUGUGAAAAAGCUGGCCUGCUGCAGAGAGCAUUAGAACACUUCACUGACUUGUAUGAUAUCAAGCGUGCAGUAGUUCACACUCAUCUUCUCAACCCUGAGUGGCUGGUGAACUAUUUUGGCUCCCUAUCAGUGGAAGACUCUCUGGAGUGUCUGCGUGCCAUGCUUUCUGCUAACAUUCGUCAAAACCUGCAGAUUUGUGUUCAGGUAGCUUCAAAAUAUCAUGAACAGCUGUCAACACAGUCACUUAUUGAGCUGUUUGAGUCUUUUAAGAGCUUUGAAGGUCUAUUUUAUUUCUUGGGCUCAAUUGUAAACUUCAGCCAGGACCCAGAUGUGCACUUCAAAUAUAUCCAAGCUGCAUGCAAGACAGGGCAAAUUAAAGAAGUGGAAAGAAUCUGCAGAGAAAGCAAUUGCUAUGAUCCAGAACGUGUUAAAAACUUCCUCAAGGAAGCAAAACUGACUGACCAGUUACCACUGAUCAUUGUAUGUGAUCGCUUUGACUUUGUCCAUGACCUUGUGCUGUACCUGUAUAGAAAUAACCUCCAAAAAUAUAUUGAGAUUUACGUACAAAAGGUGAAUCCAAGCCGUCUGCCUGUUGUCAUUGGGGGACUGCUUGAUGUGGAUUGUUCUGAAGAUGUGAUAAAGAACUUGAUCCUUGUUGUGAGAGGUCAAUUCUCCACUGAUGAGCUUGUUGCAGAAGUAGAAAAGAGAAACAGGCUAAAACUGCUCCUUCCAUGGUUAGAAGCAAGAAUUCAUGAGGGUUGUGAGGAACCUGCUACUCAUAAUGCACUGGCCAAAAUCUACAUAGACAGCAACAACAACCCAGAAAGAUUUCUGCGUGAGAAUCCCUACUAUGACAGUCGUGUUGUGGGGAAGUACUGUGAGAAGAGAGACCCUCAUUUGGCAUGUGUGGCUUAUGAGCGUGGGCAGUGUGACUUGGAGCUUAUUAAUGUAUGCAAUGAAAACUCCCUCUUCAAGAGCCUCUCACGUUACUUAGUUCGCCGUAAGGAUCCUGAAUUGUGGGGGAGUGUACUGCUGGAAAGCAAUCCUUACAGAAGACCACUUAUUGACCAGGUUGUGCAGACUGCACUGUCUGAGACGCAGGACCCUGAAGAAGUGUCUGUUACUGUAAAAGCUUUCAUGACUGCUGAUCUUCCCAAUGAGCUCAUUGAACUGCUGGAGAAAAUAGUUCUUGAUAACUCUGUGUUCAGUGAACACAGGAACCUGCAAAACCUCCUUAUUCUCACAGCUAUUAAAGCUGACCGUACUCGUGUCAUGGAAUAUAUCAACCGUCUGGAUAAUUAUGAUGCUCCAGAUAUUGCUAACAUUGCUAUCAGUAAUGAGCUUUUUGAGGAGGCUUUUGCCAUCUUCAGGAAAUUUGAUGUCAACACCUCAGCCGUGCAGGUAUUGAUUGAACACAUUGGAAACCUGGAUCGUGCCUACGAAUUUGCUGAACGCUGCAAUGAGCCUGCUGUGUGGAGUCAGCUUGCUAAAGCCCAGCUUCAGAAAGGGAUGGUAAAAGAAGCAAUUGACUCCUACAUUAAAGCAGAUGAUCCUUCCUCCUACAUGGAAGUUGUUCAAGCUGCCAAUGCUAGCGGGAACUGGGAAGAGCUGGUGAAAUACCUACAGAUGGCACGCAAAAAAGCACGAGAGUCCUAUGUGGAGACAGAACUCAUUUUUGCUCUUGCUAAAACAAAUCGUCUAGCUGAGCUGGAAGAAUUCAUAAAUGGACCUAAUAAUGCUCAUAUACAGCAAGUUGGUGAUCGCUGCUAUGAUGAGAAGAUGUAUGAUGCUGCUAAGCUAUUGUAUAACAACGUGUCAAAUUUCGGCCGUUUGGCAUCCACAUUGGUUCACCUAGGUGAAUACCAAGCAGCUGUUGACGGUGCUCGGAAAGCAAACAGCACUCGAACAUGGAAAGAGGUUUGCUUUGCAUGUGUUGAUGGGAAAGAGUUCCGUCUAGCCCAGAUGUGUGGACUUCAUAUCGUAGUGCAUGCAGAUGAAUUGGAAGAGCUCAUCAACUAUUACCAGGAUCGUGGAUACUUUGAAGAGCUGAUAACUAUGUUGGAAGCAGCACUGGGACUUGAGCGUGCCCACAUGGGAAUGUUUACAGAGCUAGCAAUUCUCUACUCCAAAUUCAAACCCCAGAAGAUGAGGGAGCACUUGGAACUAUUCUGGUCCAGAGUCAACAUUCCCAAGGUGCUAAGAGCUGCAGAACAAGCCCAUCUUUGGGCAGAGCUGGUGUUCUUGUAUGAUAAAUAUGAAGAGUAUGAUAAUGCCAUCAUCACAAUGAUGAAUCACCCAACAGAUGCAUGGAAAGAAGGACAAUUCAAAGAUAUCAUCACUAAGGUGGCCAAUGUGGAGCUGUAUUAUAAAGCAAUCCAGUUUUAUUUGGAAUUUAAACCCCUGUUGCUCAAUGAUCUGUUGAUGGUGCUGUCUCCCCGGCUGGAUCAUACUCGUGCUGUAAACUUCUUCAGUAAGGCUAAACAGCUUCCACUUGUUAAACCCUACUUGCGCUCAGUUCAAAACCACAACAACAAAUCCGUGAAUGAGUCUCUGAAUAAUCUCUUCAUUAUAGAAGAAGACUAUCAGGCUCUUAGGACAUCUAUAGAUGCCUAUGACAACUUUGACAACAUCUCCCUUGCUCAGCGUUUGGAGAAGCACGAGCUGAUUGAGUUCAGAAGAAUUGCUGCAUAUCUCUUUAAAGGCAACAAUCGCUGGAAACAGAGUGUAGAACUUUGCAAGAAAGACAGACUAUACAAGGAUGCAAUGCAAUAUGCUUCAGAAUCCAAAGAUACAGAGUUAGCAGAAGAAUUGCUGCAGUGGUUCUUGCAGGAAGAAAAGAGAGAAUGUUUUGGAGCUUGUCUCUUCACCUGUUAUGACCUUCUAAGGCCAGAUGUUGUCUUGGAAACUGCAUGGAGGCACAACAUCAUGGACUUUGCCAUGCCCUAUUUUAUUCAGGUCAUGAAGGAGUACUUGACCAAGGUGGAUAAACUGGAUGCCUCAGAGUCGCUGAGAAAGGAAGAGGAGCAAGCUACAGAAACACAACCUAUUGUUUAUGGUCAGCCACAGCUAAUGUUGACAGCAGGACCCAGUGUUGCAGUUCCCCCACAAGCACCUUUUGGCUAUGGCUACACCGCACCUCCAUAUGGGCAACCUCAGCCUGGUUUCGGGUACACCAUGUAAGGUGCAGUGCAAGUCAAUCCGGAGCUAGCAAAUUUUCUUACUGAAACUCCACCGUCCCUCCCAGCUUCAACUCAAACAGGGAAAAGCAAGCAUUUUGCCUUGUGUUCUUGUAACCUUUAUUUCAUGAAGGACUAUGGUUUUCUAGCGCAAACUGUUUGGAUCACACCUAUGUUCAAUCUUUUUUCACAUUCCAUGUCAUUUAGAUUUUACUUUGAAAGGGGAAUAGCUUAAAUGUUUUUGUUCAAGUGGGCUCUUUUUUGCAGGACUGCUUCUUAACAUUAAAACAGGCUGUUGUGGAGAUUCCAAUUUGCACUCUGUAGUGUUAAGAAACUCUAAUAUUGAAUCUUGCGUUCAGUGUAUGUGAGCAGCUGACAAUAUGUACUGUCUAUCUAAAUGCAUUUAAGUCUCAUUGUAUAUUCAAAGAAAAUGCUAAAGCAAAGAUAUUUCUAUUUGAACUUGCAAGACGGCCGAUGACAGACAACACUAAUCAGCAUAUCCUACUCUGGAUUGCAUAGCUCUUAAAAUGAUUUAAAAAUGCGUAUGGACAACCUUGCCUGAUUUUUAAAAAUGAGUAAAAUUUCCCUUAACCUAUGCAGGUUUUGCUUAUAGAAAAUGCUAGUGUUUUGCUCAUUCCAUAUGUAACAGAUGACCUUAUGUUUUUGUGCUGUAUCCUGUGCUUUUUUGUGGGAUCAUUCCAUUUGGGAACAGAGCACCAUGAUUCCAAUCUGUGUAUUUACUAACCCUGCCCUGAGGUUUGUGUAUGUUGGAUAUUGUGGUGUUUUAGAUCACUGUUUUGAGUGUACAGAAGAGAGAAUUCAAACAAUAUUGCUGUUCAGUUUUGUCUGUGCAAUUUGAAAUUACUCAAAUUCAAAAAUAAAUUACUGGACUGUGGACAUCCUGUAUAGUGGUAGUUUGACUUAUGUAUCUUUCUCUUCAAAACUAACCUAACCAUUGAGACCAACUAUUCCUGUCGAUUCACUUGGUGUCGGGGGCCCAAGUUCAGACAGCAUUCCUAGGUUAAGGGAGGGGCCAUCAUCUUAGCAAAACAAAUUGAGAAUGGAGACUAUUGGAAAGUGUCUUGCACUGAUGGAUUAUGCAGUAAAUAUGUAUUAAUGCUUUUCCUAUAGCGAGGACUAUACCAGACAGUUGAAAAUAGCACUUUUCAAAAGUUGGCUAUAUGUGGUCAGCUACAGCAUCUUAACUGGGAGAUACUUUAAGGUUGUAGUCUGUUUCAGUUAAAUUGACAAAGAUCAUGUUUUAGGUAUGUUAAGUUGCCUUAAUAUAUUUAGCUUCAAAUAAAAUUGACUUAAAUGUUUGACAA